UGGUGUGUGUGUGUCGGGUCUUUCUUGCCUCUGGCAUUGAAAGGUCCUGGUGUAGGUUACAGAUUGUGAAAUUUGGCUCACAUGUGUGCCGGCUAGUAAAAAUGUUCAAAGGUUGCUGACUGCUCAGCAUGACUUGGUCAGACAGGACCAGAGAGACUGUAGUCCCGGCCAGGGAAGGAACUUUCACCUACACCGCAAGCAGAUGGAGCCAGUCUCUCUCCCAGCGCUGUCCCGAGUCGCCAUCUGCGGCGGUACCCAUGGCAACGAGAUGUCGGGCGUGUACCUGGUGAGGGAGCUGCAGAGGCAGAAGCUGGAGAAGGCAGGGUCGGCGACCUUGACCACGGUCAUAUCCAACCCGCGUGCCGUCCAAGUGUGCAAAAGAUACACCGACAUGGACCUCAACCGCUGUUUCACUGACGCCAUACUCAGUUCACCUGUGACGGUCGCCACCCCGUACGAGGUGAGGCGAGCCCAGGAGCUGAACACACUGCUUGGGCCCAAGGGCAAAUUGGGGGCCGUGGACUUGGUGUGUGACCUCCACAACACCACAGCCAACAUGGGCCUCAGCCUCAUCUCCUACUCUGUCCAAGACUGGGUCAUCAUGCACAUCUAUAGACAAGUCCAGAGGAAGAUAACCUCAGCGCCCGUGAGGUUUAUCCUGCUGGAUCUACCCCUAGCUGAUGUCUACUCUCAGGACUCCCUGGGCAAGCAUGGCUUCUCGAUAGAGGUGGGACCUCAACCCCAUGGUGUGGUCAGAGCCGACAUCUUCAACUUAAUGAAGGAGGCGGUCGACCAGACACUAGAUUGGGUCCAGUGCUUCAACUCAGGAAGUGCCUUUGAAGGUGGCGAGGUGGACGAUGUGUACACCUUUGUGAAGAGUGUAUACUACCCAAGAGACCCAGAGACCAAUCAAAUCACUGCUGCCAUACAUCCCCAAGUGCAGGACCGUGACUUCUGCCUCCUCCAUCCGGGAGAUCCCAUGUUCCUGAUGUUUUCUGGGGAGAUAGUUAAGUACGAAGGGGAAGAAGUCCUCCAUCCCUUCUUUGUGAACGAGUGUGCAUACUAUGAGAAGAGUAUUGCCUUCCACCUGGCACGAAAGAUGACAGUCACUAUACCCCCCUUGCAAGUGAAGAGAGAUUGAUGAAGAGAGAGGGGGAGGAAAAGAGAGAAUUUAAAGAGUGGGAUAAUUAAAGGGAAAACACACACUGAACCUUAAGAAGCACUUACUAGUCUAACCUAAUUUUCAAUUGAUUUUGAAUUCCAUUGUUUUUUAUCAUCACCAAAUAACCUCAGGCAUACCUGUAUGUGAAAUUAUGCAGUUCAAUGCAAUAAUCUAGUAUGUCAAUUAAACAUACAUUUUUUGUUUAA
Oncorhynchus mykiss (rainbow trout) is the source of this 1368-nucleotide messenger RNA. Its product is annotated as N-acyl-aromatic-L-amino acid amidohydrolase (carboxylate-forming) B. NCBI's taxonomy places the organism in Eukaryota, Metazoa, Chordata, Actinopteri, Salmoniformes, Salmonidae. Gene Ontology annotation, cellular component: cytosol. Gene Ontology annotation, molecular function: aminoacylase activity; hydrolase activity, acting on ester bonds. The record is from RefSeq and is a predicted model, not a curated record.